Molecule: messenger RNA, 4256 nt
Organism: Pangasianodon hypophthalmus (striped catfish)
Lineage: Eukaryota; Metazoa; Chordata; Actinopteri; Siluriformes; Pangasiidae
Exons: 4
Coding region: 26-3283 (1085 amino acids)
Source: RefSeq, a predicted model, not a curated record
CUGCUCCUGCCAUCAAAAAAUCUGGAUGAAAACAGAGAUGGAAGCCCUGGGGCUCUGGCCAGGAUCACGACCGGUGAGACAGCCUAUGAACAUGGUUUCCUUGUGGCGUUAUCCUCCUCAGCCUGAGCUUGUAGAAACCAACACAGGCCUGCCAUCACCAAAAUACUUUCAGCUCCAUCCCUUCUUUAUCUGGAAACCGGAGCACAGUAUAAUGCAAAGGCUAAGAAACAACUACAUCCUGCCUUGUCUCUACAGCUGUCCAAACCCUCAGGUUGUUUCCUCUGGUGUGGGAAGGCCCAGAGUGAUUCUUGGUACCAGCGGGCAAUAUUACAUCCUUUCCUCUCGACUGAGCUGUAAAGCAUGUAAAAAAUACUGGUUCGCUGAUAAACCCCAGUGGCUAGACAUGCUGCCAAAGCGGUUCUGUAACGUCUUGCCAGCCUUCCUCACCCAUAAGAAGGCCAUCUGUAAAACAGUGAUGGAUGAACUGCGGCGCUCUGGUAAAUCACCUAAUGAUAUGGCCAACCAGCUGUCUGAGGUGCUUCACCUGAAGUACGAAAGAGCCCACCUAGCCUACCUGCUCAGCGUGCAGAACAUCAGGGAUGCUGAGGCAGGGCUGUAUGGACAGAUGACCAUCACUGGGGCACUGAGGACGGAUGACACACCAGCACCGUUUGGGGGUUAUGAGGACACUGAUGGGUGGCGUGGGGUGUCUGUGACUGCACACUAUCUUGUGGAGUGCCUUCUUCAAGAAUAUCAGCGGCAGGAGGCAGCUCUCACUCAGGUCCUACAAGGCACUUUUGGACAGGUGUUCAGGUCUGAUCACACACGCAAAGUUGCUAGAAAAGUGACGCUCGCAUCUGGUACAAUGUCAUCCUAUGCUGUGAUGAAUGAGAACUGGAUGAUCCUGUCCUGGGUGAUGCUGCAGUCUGAGAGUGAGCAGUCAUUAGAGUCAAUGUACUGUGGGCUGGCCAGUCGCUAUAGUGCUGCUGCUAUCCCCAAGGCCAAGUACCAGUGGGUGGACAGGGACUGCUGUGCUGCUUUUAGAGUCAUGGACCCAGCACCUUAUGAGCACCUGCAGUGGGAUGCCUGGAGGACCACUGAAGCCAUCGUGGCAGAGGUUACCGCAGGGAACCUCAGGAAUUUAUGUGCCUCUUGUCUGAAGUACAAUGAGGACAUCAUUGUAAAGCUGGACUUGUUUCACUGCAUGCGGCGGUUCACCAGGGAGUGUGUGUCAGAACACCAUCCUCUGUAUAGCUCUUUCUGCCAUUUCCUCUCUGCUGCCUUCUCUGUAGUGGAUCAGAGUGACCUGGAGAAACUGAAAAAUGCAUACAGAUUCUGUGGUAUUGAGCCUGCUAAUCCCACCAAGCAGCAUAUCAGAGAGCACUGCAGGACAAAAGUUCCACAUCCCAGAGAGCUGGUCCAGAGGGUGGAAGAGGUGCUUCAACAUUUCCAUCUAGCAAAGGAUCCCAACAACAUCCUCCUUUUUAAACCCUCAAUGCUAAAGGUCUGGUGGAUUCAGCGUGUACACAUCCUUAGGGGCUGCCUGAGUGACCCUGAGGUGGAGGAAGGAAUCCUCUACAGACAUGGGGGGAUGUUACAGCUCAAUCAUGUAAAGGGUGAAGGAGCUGCUGUGCCCAUUUGGAUCCCUGUCAGAGGCACCUCACAGCAGGAGGGGUUUCAUUUCCACCAAGCUCAGUGGGUAACAGGCAAUCGUGUCUCUCCUGAACUGUUCCAGGCACAGGGAAUGACUGGGGUGGCACGCUGGAAUUAUCAGCGGCUGGUGGACCUGAAGCAGCCGGGGGUUGUCCUACCUGCAGUGUUUGACCCUGUGUUACUGAUGGAGUUAAACAGGGCCUCUGUGAGAGUGACAGGGCAGCCCAAAUAUCCAGCCUUGCACAUCUCCAGCAGGGACACAGGGGAGAAGUUUGGCCUACAGUAUGUGGAGCCAGGCUGCCGACCAGUGCCUCUUGACUUUGACAAACAUAAGUGCAAGAAGUCCACCCUAGGAGAUGUGGAGAUUGAAGAGGAGUCUUCAUCUGGCUUUGAGUCAUCAAUUCCAUCUAAGGAAUGGUUAGAUGAUUCCUCUUCUGCUGAGACCCCUCUUGCUGCAGAGCCAGAAACCACCCCACAGAUUGUCUCGUUUCACCGAUUUUCCACUCCAAGUCCUGUGACAGUAAAGGAACAAAGGUCUGAGGAAUUUCUGUCAGAUGCAGAACUGCUCAGGACACCACCACUGCCUAUAGCUGCUUCUCCCCGUGCAGCUCGCACUGGACCCAUUAAGACAGGUGGUCGAGUCUUUGUCUUGGACCACAACAGAUGGACGGACCCAAUGAGAAAUGCCAUCGAUGGUCUCCUGGCCAAGCACCAUGGGAGCAAGGAUCUCCUUAAAAGGGUGGAUGCUGAUUAUGCUGCUAUGGUACAGAGUGCCUGCACUGACCCCAACAGCCUUCUGCACUCAACCACGAAACAGCACAUAAACAGGUACAUAAAAUACCUUGCUAAAAAAAAAAACACAAAUGCCUCUCUCAACACCAGCCCAGAAAAGCUCCUAGAGACACAACAGUUAUGGAAGCGUCUUCACUCAGGCAGCGAAACCAUCAGUGUCCCAGUGACAGUACUGCCACCUGCUCCGUUCAAUCCACCUGCAAAGAGUGUUCCUGAAGACGUUCCUCUGACCCAGGCAGCAGUUGAGAAGAUGGUUAAAGACAUCCUAGAGAAGCACCAGGCAGCACUGCAGCAACAACAGCAGACACAAAAAAAAGCCCAAAUUAGAUCCUGUUUAGCUUGUGGUCAGCCAAAGUCUCGUUACCUGGGUGAUGGCUCCUCUGUGCAUUUCUUUUAUCAGGCUGGUGAAGUGAAAUACUUCUACUGCUCCAAGAAAGUCUUUGACACAUACUCUGCUGAGGGCCUGACCAACCCCCGGAUGCCAUUUGAAGAUUUUGCAGACACUCCCUUCUUUCAGCGGGAGCUGGAGGCCUCUAAGCAGAGGGGGGCAGAGAGGAAGAGGGUGAUUGAAGAGAGAGGCAAGAGGAAAUCAUUAGUGGAGCAUCCUUCUGGUCGUCUGUGCAGGUUCUGCCACCAGCCGCUAAAACAAGGUCCAAAUAGUCCUCAUAUCCACACUGGUUUCCCUGGAGUGGCAGGCAAAUACAUUUACUGUCCUGCUAAAGUGCUCUCCCUGUAUCAGGCGCAGGGAACGAAUGCACAGAUGACAUGGACAGAGUUUCAGCAGUCCCCGUUCUAUGAGGCUGAGAGGCAGAGGUGGAUUGUUGAAAAGAAAAAAUAACUUUGUUGUGAAACACAGCAUUUAAGGUCUGUGCAUGUUCUGUGCUCUCUCUUUCUCUCUCUCUUGACCAUUGUGGAAUUGUGUAUAGACAUCAUAAGUUAUUUGUCUUGUGUAUUUAUAAAUGUGUUUUAUAUUGCUUGUAUUUGUACAUUUUUUAAAAACUCUUAGUCCUUAUUUACAAUACAUUUUCAACACCUUACUAUAACACACUAUGUAUAUAUUCUUUAGAUAGUUAUUUUAAUUUUGACAAACUGUGAAUUUCAUUCUCCUUUAACAGAUAAUUUUACACAUUGAAAGUGUAUAAAAAUAGUAAAUGUUGAAAAUGCCUCUUUAAAAAGGUUACAUAUUAUAACUAUGUAACAUACAAUACAAUAAAAUAUACUAAAACAUGAUCAAAACAUUAAAAUGUUGUAUGGUGUUUUCAUUUUUAAUAUAAAUAUCUAAAUAUCUGAAACCCAUAUGAGGAUGGGUUCUCUGUUGAGCCUGGUUCCUCUCAAGGUUUCUUCCUAUCACCAUCUCAGGGAGUUUUUCCUUGCCACCGUCGCCCUGCUUGCUCAUCAGAGACGGCACACACACACACUUCACUUUACUUUUGUUUGUGUAAAGCUGCUUUGAGACAAUGACCUUUGUAAAAAGCGCUAUACAAAUAAAAAUGAAUUGAAUUGAAUUGAAACAUUUACUAAUGACGAUGUCCCCAUCGAUAAUUGUUUAUUAAUGAUCAUUUUUACAUUUUGCACACCUUACACAAAGAAAACUCUUAGCAAAUGACUUAUUUUUGUACUUCAUAUUAUUUUAAUAUGUUUAUCAUAUUUUAGGGACUCUACAUUAAAAAGAAGUGAAAAUCACUUUUUGGCUAAGGUGGGAUUCGAACCGCUGUUUUUAUGGGGAGGUUUGUCCAGCCCGCCUCCUGGAUUUUUCUCGUUUUCUAUUGGCUACCCAGCGCGCUACACCUACGUGCGACUGGCCUUCGCGU